AUGAAGCCCAGACAGUCUCGCUUGAAGGUGUCUCGGGGUGGCCCCCGCAAGGUAAACGAAAAAGGGGAGGGGGAAAAUAGCGUUCAGAACCAGGCAGGGGGCCGGGGCCAUGGCCAAGGCCAGGCGAGAUCGAAAGCAGGGGCUGUGACGGUCCGGGAGUCAGAACAGUCAGAGCUCGGGCCAUCCUGUUUCUGGUCCGAGUCCGCUUCUGAGCCUGAGUUAGUCCGGGUGUGGGUCCGGGUCCGGGUCCGGGUCCGGGUGUGGGUCCGGGUCCGGGUCUGGUUCCGGGUCUGGGUCCGGGUCCGGGUCCGGGUCUGGGUCCGGGUCCGGGUCCGGGUGUGGAUCUGGAUCCGGGUCUGGGUCCGGGUCUGGGUCCGCCAGAUCCGGGUCUGGGUCCGGGUCCGGGUCCGGGUGUGGAUCUGGAUCCGGGUCUGGGUCCGGGUCUGGGUCCGCCAUGAGUGCGAGUCCGAAUCUGGGUCUGGAUCUGCGUCUGAGUCUGGGUGCGCGAGUGAGUGCGAGUCCGAAUCUGGGUCUGGAUCCCAGUCGGAGUCGGAAUCAGAAUCAGAUGGAAAAAAUGAAGACAGGGAGAAAGAGGAGAACGGAAAGGAGCAGAAGGAAAACGAGGAGGAAGAAGAGGAGGAAGACGAGGAAGACGAGGAAGACGAGGAAGAGGAAGAGCGGCCCAGGAAGAAGCCCAGACACCACGGCUUCAUUUUAGAUGAGGCUGAAGAGGACGAUGACGAAGAAGAGGAGGAGGAAGCCGAGUGGGAGGUCGGCGCGGAGGACAUAGUGGACAGAGCGGGGCUCCCCGGCCCGGACAGCCAUGAAGCCAACCCCCAGGAGGACCGCUCCGGGGCGCGGCGCCUCCAGAACGCCUGGAGGGAUCAGCGGGAGGAGGAGCUGGCCCAGUAUUUCAUGCAGAAAUACGCCACCCCCGCGUCCCGGGAGGCCGGGCGCGGAGCCCCGCGGCAGCCUCCGGACCACAUCGCCCAGCAGAGGCUGCUCCCCGGAGUCCGGGACCCCAAGCUGUGGAUGGUCAAGUGCAAGCUGGGGCAGGAAAAGGCCACGGCCCUGACUCUCCUGCGCAAGUUCUUGGCCUUCCGCUUCAGUGACAGCCCCCUGCAGAUCCAGUCCGUUGUGGCUCCCGAGUAUCUCAAGGGCUAUGUCUAUGUGGAGGCCCACAAGCUCUGCCACGUACUGGCUGCCAUCCAGGGCGUGGCCAGCCUGCGCCGGGGCUGCCGGGACCCGAAGCCGGUGCCCAUCGGGGAGAUGACGGACGUGCUGAAGGUGCUGCGGCGCCAGGCCCCCAGCCUGCGGCCCGGGAGCUGGGUGCGCGUCAGGGCGGGCCUCUACAAGGGCGACCUCGCUCAGGUGACCCGCUCCGAGCCCGGCAACGCCGCGGUCUUCCUCAAGAUGAUCCCUCGCAUCCGCUACAGCCGCGGGGCCCCGACAGAAGGCUUCCCCAAGAGGAAGCGGCUCCCCAGGCCGCCCCAGAAGCUCUUGGAUACACAGAAGAUCCGAUCCCUGGGAGGAAAGCUGUCCAGGGACGGAGACUUCCUCCUCUUCCGGGGGGACCGCUACAGCACCGAGGGCUUCCUCUUCAAGACCUUCCCCCCGUCGGCCCUGGUCACCGAGGGCGUCAGCCCCGCGCUCUCCGAGCUGCAGCACUUCGAGAAACGCCCCGAAGCCCUGCAGGAGCUGCAGCUGCGCGUGGAAGACGAGGGGGCCGCGGAGCGCCGCUUCGGGGCCGGAGACAAGGUGGGAGUGAGCGCGGGCGACCUCAUCAACCUGCGGGGCCGGGUGGUGGGCGUGCAAGGCCCCUACGUCACCGUGAUGCCCGAGCACGAGCUGCUCCGGGAGCCGCUGCAGCUGCCCGCCGGGGAGCUGCGCAAGCACUUCGAGGUGGGGGAGCACGUCCAGGUGCUGGCGGGUCGCUACCGGGGCACCACCGGCUUCAUCCUCAAAGUCGAGCCCAACUUUGUCCUGCUCCUGUCCGACCUCGGCCGGGAGGAGCUCAAGGUGCUCCCCGGGGACCUGCGCCUGUGCCCGGACACGGCAGCCCCUGAGGACGUGUGGGGCCGGCACCGCUGGGGAGAGAUGGUGCAGCUGAGCCCCAGCACUGUGGGCGUAGUCGUGGGCCUGGACGCUGACGUCCUGCGGGUCCUGGACAUGCAGGACCAGGUGGUCACGGUGCCCCGUCAAGCCGUCACUGCCAGGAAGGACAACCGGCUGGCCAUGGCCCUGGACAGUCAGCAGAACAAUGUCCACGUCCGGGACUCGGUCAGGGUGGUGGAGGGCCCGCGCUCGGGGCUCGAGGCUACGGUCCUCUAUCUCUUCCGGGGAAUCGCCUUCCUCCGCUCCAGGACGCUCACGGAGCACGGGGGCCUGUUCGCCUGCAAGUGCAAACAUCUCUUGGUGCCCAGCGCGGCCCAGUGCAGCCAGGGCCGCGGUCUCUCUGCAGGGGGCCUGACUCUGGGCCCGAGCCCUUACCCCACCAGUCCCAGACAGCCUGGCCCAGCAGGGCGGGGGCGCGGGCGGUUUGAGAGUACCAGUGCCAGGGGGCCAGGCCCGAACUCACGUGGCUGGUGGGGUUGGGGCUCCAGGGGCCGGGGCUCCUGGGGCCACGGCUCCUGGGGCCACGGCUCCUGGGGCCACAGCGACCACCACCCACACAAGGGCCUCCUGGGCCAAUCAGUGCGUAUCUGCCAGGGGGCCUACAAGGGGUACAUCGGGCUGGUAAAGAAUGUGAGAGAAGGCGUGGCCCAUGUGGAGCUGCAUUCCACCUGUCAGACCAUUUUCGUGCACCUGCAGAGACUCACCCCCGUGGGCUCCUCGAGUCAGGCACUCUGGCCUUCCGACUUGGAUACUCCCACCAGCUCUAGCUCCCAGACUCCCACCUACAACUCAGACAGUUAUAGUCCAAUCCAAGCGGGUGGAGCUUGGGACCCCAGUGUAGGCAACACCCCCUCCUGCCCAUAG
This is a messenger RNA of Antechinus flavipes (yellow-footed antechinus), 2979 nucleotides long. RefSeq names its product transcription elongation factor SPT5-like. Gene Ontology annotation, biological process: regulation of transcription by RNA polymerase II; regulation of DNA-templated transcription elongation; transcription elongation by RNA polymerase II. Lineage: Eukaryota; Metazoa; Chordata; Mammalia; Dasyuromorphia; Dasyuridae. Gene Ontology annotation, cellular component: DSIF complex. The coding region runs from base 1 to 2979 and encodes 992 amino acids. Gene Ontology annotation, molecular function: mRNA binding. The record is from RefSeq and is a predicted model, not a curated record. The transcript is spliced from 4 exons.